AGGCUGGCUGACCUCAGAUCUGCAGCUCCCCACACCGAACGCCCACAGACUGCUGCCGGAUAAAAGCUGCAGAAGCGUCGUCAGCCGCCGCUCUCCGGACUCCCAGCUCCCUCCUGCAGUCGCACCGCACGGUGAGAAGACAGAUGACGAUGACCGACCUGGAGACCUCGAUGGCCACCAUCAUCGCAGUGUUUCAGAAGUAUUCAGAGAGAGAAGGAGACAAACACAAGCUGAAGAAGAGCGAGCUGAAGGAUCUGCUUCACGACGAGCUCCCAGAUCUGAUGGCGCAUGUCAAAGACCAGGCGGCGCUGGACAACCUGAUGGAAAGCCUGGACGCCGACGGCGACUCCGAGUGCGACUUCCAGGAGUUCAUGACAUUCAUCUCCAUGGUUACCGUCUGUUGCCACGAGUUCUUCGAGCACGAGGACGAGUAAAGGGGAGCUACAGUAAAUUAAAAGGAAGCCUAGCAACGCACAAACUGUCGACGCCUUCAGAGCAGCGCAGGGCGGAGAAAACCCAACCAGCGGCCAAAACUCCAGUCAAGUAGUCACCUCGUGUCAAACCAACCUCGUUUUCUCUUCCUAAAUACCUAAACAGUUUGUAAAACCUUCAAAACGGCAAUGAAGGUUGUUAUAAAAGUAGCCAAACAAGAACUAAAGUAGCUCAAAUAUUGGUUAAGAAGACAUUUAGAGGCCUUACUUGGUUGUAAACUGGGCUAGUGAUUUGUUGUUUCUCUCAUAGUCUCAUAGUUUACAUUUUACAAGUCAACUUCUUGCUAGCUUUUGGCUAUGGCUACCACCUUUGGCUACUGUGCAGUAAUCAAUAAUUCAAGAUUCUUCUUUUAAAACAGCCAAAAAAGGCCAGUAAAGUUGGAAAAUCUUUUAAACGGCAAUGAAGUUUGUCGGAAAAGUAGCCGAACAAGAACUAAGCUAGCUGAAGUAUUGAUUAAGAAGACUUUUAGAGGCCUUAGUUGGCUAUAAACUUGGCUACUGAUUUGUGAUUUCUCUCAUAGUUUUCACUUUGUAAGUCAAGUUCUUGCUAGCUUUUGGGUAUGGCUACCAAUUUUGGCUACCAUGACGUAAUAAUUCAAGAUUCUUCUCUGAAAAAGCCAAAAGGGCCAGUAAAGUUAUAAAAUCCUCAAAACGGCAACGAAGUUUGUUAGUAAAGUAGCCAAACAAGAACUAGAGUAGCUGAAAUAUUGACUAAGUAGACUUUUAGAGGCCUUAGUUGGCUAUAAACUGUUCUACUGAUUUAUUGUUUCUCUCAUAGUCUCAUAGUUUAAUUUUACAAGUCAACUUCCUGCUAGCUUUUGGGUAUGGCUACCAAAACUGGCUACCAUGAAGGAAUCAGUAAUUCAAGAUUCUUCUCUUUAAAACCCUAAAGGGCCAGUACAGUUGUAAAAUUGGGUAGCAAGAUGUUAUGUUUUUAUUUCUGUACUAUUAAACAGUCCUUCCCUUUCUAUGAAUCAAGCUGGCUGGAAGUUUUGGAAAGUGUUGACAAGGUUUUAGGAAUGGCUACUACUUUUGGCGGCAAGUGGCCCAAUGAAAGUGGUUUGUAAGUUUGCCUACACUUCAUCUACUUUGGGGAUUUUGCCAGACUAAUAGAUUACAUCGUGACUUAAUCAUUCUGACAGCCACAAAUCGUAAUUUUUACCGUUAAAAUCUAGGAUGGCCACUAAAUUGAGAAAGUGGCUAGCAAGUUAUUCAAUUCAACAACUUAAAGUUAUCUGUGUCUGAAAAACCUUUCUGACUAUCAAAAGUUGAGAGUAAAUUAGGUAUCAUAUUAACAAUACUGAAUUGGCUUGUAAAAGCUUCAAAAUGAUGUGUGAAUUUUAGGUUCACUAGCUGCUAUUUUUAAUAAACUUGAGUUCACAAUUAAGUAGUUGACCGCUGCUUAAAAGUUGGACGUCAGAUUUAAACAGCUAGUAGCUAUUUUAAAACGCUAGCUGGAUUUGUGAGUUUUUCUGACAGCCACCCGUCAUUUCAUUUGAUAUUUUGCACGUCAAAACUAAGGAGGCCACGGAAUUGACAAGGUAAUCAAGUUCUGUAGCUAUCCAAAGACGACUGUGUAAAAAUGUAACUGACUAUCAGAUUUUUAAAGUGGCUUGUAGGUUUGACUGCACUUGACGUAAACAUAAUUUCAUUUCAAAAGUUUUGUCAGAUUGAAAGAUUUAAUAGCGACUUAUUCUGAUAGCCACAAAUCAUGAAAUCAAGAUUUUGCUCUAUAAUCUUAAAUAGCCGCUAAAUUAAGAAAGUGGCUAACAAGUUAAUCAACUCCAACACUUUCUUAAAAACACUCCUUGUUGCUUGUCACAUUUUGAAACUGGCUAGUAAGUUAGACAUGCCAUCAAAACUAUCAGUUGGCUCGUAAAAGUUUCAAAAUGGCUAGCAAGUUUUAGCUAGUGAAGCUGCUAAUUUGGUAGAUGACUACUAGAGUUUGUCCUUGUAUUAAAAUAAGUUAAAUGUCUAGUAAUGUUUCAAUGAGGCUUUUAAUUUGUUAGUUUUGGGGAAAAAAAUUAAAAAAUUUGCACUUGUAGUCUUAGGAGGCCACUAAACUGAAAAAGUGGCUAACAAGCUAGUAGCCACAACAAUCAACUGACUAGAAGAGGCUGUAUAUGAAAAUGUCAAUGACUAUCUAAUUUAGAAAGUGACUAGUAGGUUAGUUGUUGCAUAAAAACACUUAACUAGUUAGUUAAAAAAAAGAAAAAUAGCUUCAGCAAAUUUAGAAGUGACUCCGAAAAACAGUAAAAUUUCAAUUUUUUUCCAUAAUUUGUUGUUUUACUGUUAAACAAAAGUGUGGCUUAUUGAAUUUGUACGUUGCUAGUAGGUUUGUCCGUUUUAAAUGUUUCAUUUAUGUGCUGUUGAUAUUUUUUUUGCAGUUUUCUCAGAUUUAACAGUUGUUUUUUUGGUAGCUGUUAAAGAAGUAACAAGAAAUUCUUUACUAAAAUAAUCCUAAGAAGUUGUGUUUUAGUGUAGCUGAGUUUAGCUCUGAUUAGCUUCCUUCCCUGAUUCUGCUGCAGGUUUAACUCUGUUUUAGUUCAUCUUCAGAACAAAUGCAAACUGUCAAACAAUCUAAAAACAACACAAAUAGAUCUAAAAACUGUGGAGCAGGAGAGUUUGUCUGACGUGUUUUCUGAAAUGUGGACUGUUGGUUUGUUUGGACGUCGGCGGAAUGAAUUAAAUUAUCAGUUUGAGA
Acanthochromis polyacanthus (spiny chromis) is the source of this 3195-nucleotide messenger RNA. RefSeq names its product S100 calcium binding protein, beta (neural) (gene s100b). The record is from RefSeq and is a predicted model, not a curated record. The transcript has 3 exons. Bases 144 to 434 code for a protein of 96 amino acids. NCBI's taxonomy places the organism in Eukaryota, Metazoa, Chordata, Actinopteri, Pomacentridae. Gene Ontology annotation, molecular function: S100 protein binding; calcium ion binding; RAGE receptor binding. Gene Ontology annotation, cellular component: nucleus; cytoplasm. Gene Ontology annotation, biological process: positive regulation of cell population proliferation; positive regulation of canonical NF-kappaB signal transduction.